Messenger RNA from Nannospalax galili (Upper Galilee mountains blind mole rat), 753 nucleotides. RefSeq names its product cathepsin G. The coding region runs from base 1 to 753 and encodes 250 amino acids. The record is from RefSeq and is a predicted model, not a curated record. Gene Ontology annotation, biological process: proteolysis. Gene Ontology annotation, cellular component: intracellular membrane-bounded organelle; cytoplasm. The transcript is spliced from 5 exons. NCBI's taxonomy places the organism in Eukaryota, Metazoa, Chordata, Mammalia, Rodentia, Spalacidae. Gene Ontology annotation, molecular function: serine-type endopeptidase activity.
AUGCAGCAACUCCUGCUCCUGUUGGCCUUUAUCCUGCUCCCUGGAGAUGAGGCAGAGAAGAUCAUUGGAGGCCGAGAAGCCAGGCCCCAUUCCUACCCCUACAUGGCAUAUCUUCUGAUCCAAAAUCCGGAAGGACUGACCGCUUGUGGAGGGUUCCUGGUGCGGGAAGACUUCGUAAUGACCGCAGCUCACUGCUGGGGAAGGUCCAUAAGUGUCACCGUGGGGGCCCACAACAUCCAGAGGCGGGAGAGGACCCAGCAACGCAUCAAUGUGCGCAGAGCCAUCCGCCACCCUGACUAUAAUACGCAGAACUUCACGAACGAUAUCAUGCUACUGCAGCUGAGCAGAAGAAUCAGGCGAAAUAAAGCCGUGAGUCCAGUGGCUCUGCCUCGUGGGGCCGGUGAGAGGCUGAGGCCUGGGACCUUGUGCACAGUGGCCGGCUGGGGCCGGGUGAGCCUGAGCAGAGGAACAAACGUACUCCAGGAGGUACAGCUGAGAGUGCAGGGAGACCAAACAUGCAGGAAUCGCUUCCGCACCUUCACCACCCAGACUCAGAUCUGUGUGGGGAACCCAAGAAAGAGGAAGACUGCCUUCAAGGGGGACUCUGGUGGCCCUCUGGUGUGUAACAAUGUGGCCCAAGGCAUUGUCUCUUAUGGUGCCUCCAAUGGGACCCCUCCAGCAGUGUUCACCAAGAUAAAGAGCUUCCUGCCCUGGAUAAGGAGAACCAUGAGGCGCCUCACAGCUCGGAAUUAG